Molecule: messenger RNA, 731 nt
Organism: Meloidogyne enterolobii
Lineage: Eukaryota; Metazoa; Nematoda; Chromadorea; Rhabditida; Meloidogynidae
Source: the annotation of a GenBank genome assembly
UUCUAUAACAAACUCCACUCGUUUUCAAAUACAUAUUAUAAGGCCGGGAUCAUUCUGAUUAGGCACUGGGAUUACGGGGCCAACUACUUUACUAUACCAAAUCAAAAAUAUAAGUAUAAACGAUUGUGAUUAUUUACUCAUUUAAUUAUUUAUUAUUUCUCUCUCAUUUUUAUAGAAUAAUAUUAAAAUUUUAGUUUUUUAAUUAAUUAAAAUCAGAUUUUCUAUAAAAUAUUUAUUUCUUCACUUUUUAAUGAGAAAAUAAUUAAAAUAGCCUCUAGCAAUAUAUGCAUUCCACUACAAAUAAUAUCUGUUUAUCUCCUUUACUACAAAAGUUUGGAACAGAAUAAAAGCGAUUAUCAUCAACAUAAAGAGAAAAUAUUAGCAAAGAAAAAGCAUUAACAAAAACGGGAAUAGUAAUGUUCGAAAAUCAACAUUUAUUAGCAAAUGAUUGGAAAGAAGAAAAAAAUAAAAUGGAGGGAGAAUUUGAAGAAGAAGAAGGAGAUGAACAAAAUAAUGAGAAUAAUAUUAUUAAUUAUGAUGAAGAUGGAUUUGAAGAAUUACGAGAUUUUCAGUUACUUUUAAUGCCAGCAGCAAGACAAAGUGCUGCUAGGAGAUUUAAUUCUAAUACUUCUCCUGUGAAUGCUAAUAAAAUCAAUGAACAGCAAAAGCAACAAAAGAAUAAAAAAAUUUGUGAAAACGCAGAAAAAAUAGGGUUGGUAGAAAUAAGUUAA